This is a messenger RNA of Pisolithus orientalis, 768 nucleotides long. RefSeq lists its product as uncharacterized. The transcript has 8 exons. NCBI's taxonomy places the organism in Eukaryota, Fungi, Basidiomycota, Agaricomycetes, Boletales, Pisolithaceae. The record is from RefSeq and is a predicted model, not a curated record. Bases 1 to 768 code for a protein of 255 amino acids.
AUGCUUGGUAGGGGGGAACUGCGUGAGAAAGGCGUGAAUAUCACUCUCAUGAUCCAGCCAGGCACUGCCUCUAGACAUUCGUUCCACCAUUGUUCGAGGGUCGCUCCAGAGUGGUUGAAGACACAGUUCGAGGGUGCCGGUGAAGCAUGCAGGUUCAUGCUGUUUGUGGAGGGUUCCGCACUCAAUGUCGUUUGGGAAAUCUCCAGACACUAUGAUUCCUGUGGCUCCUUCGGUAUGAAACGCGCACCGGGCGGAAACGACGACGGUUCAGGAACAAUCUCGAUUCUCAACAGCACUGCACGACGGGGGAAACUACGUGUGAGAAGUGCGAAUAUCAUUCUCACGAUCCAGGCAGAAUGCUUGUGUACCAUGCUCCCUACGAACUUCCUCAACUGGGCUUCCCACAAUCCGAUCAUUAGGUGGGAUAGCGUGUCCUUCCCAACCCUUCUGUGUGAUUAUGGACACUCGUAUUCCCCUGAUGAAAGUCUUUGCAUGAACAAGGAUUGCGAAUUCCUGAAACUCAACUCUCCGAACGUACAGGACCAAUUGCUCACCCCGUGUACCACAACACCCAUGACUACUCCCGGAGACCUCGAGACGCGUCGUGCCCAGCAACCAACUGGGAUACGACUUGGGCCAGCUUCGCCUCUUUCUGUCUCGCGUGUCACCAACAGCGCUCGUGGAACAGUGUGGUUAUACAACAUGUUCACCCGCAUGAUUCGCAACCAAGAAACGAAGGACCAGAACAUACAUCUUCAUCGUGUCUAG